This is a messenger RNA of Parastagonospora nodorum SN15, 741 nucleotides long. RefSeq lists its product as hypothetical. Bases 1 to 741 code for a protein of 246 amino acids. The transcript has a single exon. The record is from RefSeq and is a predicted model, not a curated record. Lineage: Eukaryota; Fungi; Ascomycota; Dothideomycetes; Pleosporales; Phaeosphaeriaceae.
AUGUCCGAGUCCCAGUACCCCGCUGCCGAAGACGCUCCUGCACCUCGACGGUCAGGUCGUGCCCGGAAGGUUGCACCAUAUGCGUACAUUGAAGAAUCUUCUAGUGACCCACUUGAAGGCAAGACCAAUACCAAGUCACGUUGCAAGGCGAAGAAGACGGCCGUUGCUGCUCGCGCUAGGGCCUCCAAGCCAACUCCAAAGGUGUCACCUAAACUACCUCGGAAGAGAGGUUUGGGAAAGCCAUCCAAAGCGGCCUCGAAGAAUUCUACAGAGUCCAUUGCCACCCAUCAAAAUUACACUGACUCGAGCCCGGAGCAUGAGUUAGGGAAUGCGGUGGUGGAGGAAACUAAAGAUCAUCGAAGCCAACAUGACGCCGCGCUCGCGCUACUCAUGCUCUCUCAGUCAUCAGUAGCGAAUGAACAGCUCAUACUCGGCGGUCUGAUUUCAGAUCAUGAUACUAUUGGCGAUCUCACGCCGUCAGCCGCGAACGAUUACAAAUUCCAGACCACCGCUAAGUCUGAACUAACAACCAAGCAGCUCGAUGCUUUAUUGAAGGUGCCGGCUCGACCAAAGAAGUUUCCACUUGACCUUGCGAGCGGGCAUUCCAUAAAGUUGAGCUACUACCAAAUUGGCAGCAUGCCAAAAGCAGGCUUGACAGAGAAGUUAGUGCGGGAGGCAGAGGCGCGACAUGCACUCGAGGUCAAAGGCUGGGACGAUGAUGGGGACGAGGCUUUACAGUGA